Cuscuta epithymum is the source of this 2852-nucleotide messenger RNA. The record is from the annotation of a GenBank genome assembly. NCBI's taxonomy places the organism in Eukaryota, Viridiplantae, Streptophyta, Magnoliopsida, Solanales, Convolvulaceae.
UUAAGAGAAGAAAAUGAGUGGAUAUUAAGCAUUUACAAUGUGUAAUUUGACAAGAUGGUUCCAAAUUUGGAUGCCAAAAAAUCGAAAGUCCCUCCAAAUUUUCACUUCAAAUGUUUUUACAUCUUAUAAUCUACCAAUGGCCUACAACUAUAAAUACACCACAUUCAUUGCAAAUUUACAAGUGAUUAGCAUUCAAUACAAGCAUUCAAUGGACGCAGAUAAAAAAGAGUUUGUGGCUUCAAUUCACUGCCAAUUGCUUUUGCACUCUCCUUCGAUCUCAACGACUUGCCCUUGAAUGUGGUUGAUCUCGGCUCCUUGUCACAUGCAAACAGCUCACAAUCAGAAGAGGAGGCGCCAGAACCAACAGUUCAAAGGCAUACAAGUAUCAUACCCAAAUUUAGCAGUGAUGAUAGGAAAAGAUUAAUUGAAAAGUUGAUAGGUAGUUUUAGUGAAGGGAAACUUCAUAGGGGUGUCAUUAAGAACACAACAACAGAGUUCAACAUUACAGCCUGCAGUGUGCAGAGGCUAUGGAAGAAAGCAAAGGAGCAAAUGCUUGGUGGUGAACCUGUAAAUAUGCAAAGUAAUUGCAAAGGAAAUGUGGGCAGAAAACGGGUAGUCUUUGAUGCACAAAAGCUUUCAGAAAUACCAUUGCAUGAGAGAAAAAGUAUGUUUUCUCUAGGCUAUGCAAUGCAAGUUUCCAAAUCCACAUCCAUAGAUGGUUUCAAAGAAAGAAAAUUAAAAGAUAUUCAAGUGGUAUGAAGCCCUUGUUGAGUGAAGUUGGGAAACUGAAAAUGUUAGAAUACUGUUUCAGUCACAUAAUCCUAGCUUCCCUUCCUAGCGGGCCUAUUUUUCAUGAUUUCCAGAAUUACUUACACAUUGAUGAGAAGUGGUUUUACUUAUCCAAAGAAACUACAAGGUUUUACACUCUGCCAACGGAAAUUGAUCCAUACAGAUUAGUGCAGUCCAAAAAGUUCAUGCCUAAAAUCAUGUUCUUGGUUGUGGUUGGUAGGCCUAGGCUGGGACAGAAUGUGGAAGUGGAAUGAGAUGGUAAAGUAGGUAUAUUCCCCUUUCACUUAUGAAGGUGUAGCCAAAAGAUCAGGCAAAAAUAGGCUUGCUCAGACUCUAGAGAUAAAACCAAUCACAAACGUGAUGAGAGCAGUAAAUAAAGAUAUGCUAUAGAAUACUAUUGUGCCAACAAUCAAGGAGAAAUGGCUAGAUUCAGAAAACAGAAAUGUCAUGAUUCAACAAGACAAUGCAAGACCUCAUAUUCAAGUUGAUGACCUAAACUUUGUUAAGUGUGGGACAGACAAUGGUUGGAACAUCAAACUGAUAUGUCAGCCCCCAAAUAGUCCAGACUUGAAUGUCCUGGACUUGGGCUUCUUUAGGGCUAUUGAUUCAAUAAAAGAUCAAAAGGCCCCGAAGAGCAUUACACAAUUAAUUGAAGCUAUCCAAACUGCUUUCAAUGAGCUCACAACAAGCACAUUGAACAAGGUUUUUCUAAGCUAUCAGUGUGUAAUGCAAAGUGUAAUGCAAAACAAUAGAGGCAACAAUUUCAAGUUGCAGCAUAUAGGAAAGAACUCUCCAGAAAGGCAAGGGUUGUUAGCACAAAAUAUCGAGAUCAGUGCAUAGUUAUAUGAAUCAGCUAGGGCAUUUCUGAAUUAUCAAAUGGAAACUACCAACAAUGCAGACCAACUGAAGAGCAGUUCAUAAUUGAAGAGUAGAUAAUUCUUCACAUAUGAACUGCUACAAAUGUAGAUGUGUUUAAUUUGCAAUCACAUUUUUUUGUUUUUUAGUGUUUGUAAACACAUUUAGUGUGUUACACUUUUUUUGGUAUGUACAUGUACACACCUAGAGUACACAUUAUAAAUGUACUGGCAUGUACGAGGACAACUUCUUUGUAAGCCCAGAUGCAUUAAGUCAUGAUAAAAGUUUUUCAAAUACAAUGCACACACACAGAUCCACCAACUCAAAUGCAAUGCUAAUCGAGCCUCUUACAGUUUUGAAACUGGGUUGCUACAAUUACAGUUGCAAACAUAUGCAACAUAUUCAUACAUCCUAGUUGAACUCAAACCCCAAAUCAUCAUAAGUUUCAACCAACACUCAAACUCUAGACCCCAAAUCAGCCAACUGUAACUCAUUCCCCAAACUUCAUGCUUCAAUUGUAACUCAAGCCCAAUUCAUCAUACACAUUAUAAAAUUAAAGACAGAGAUAAAAGUAGAGGGUACUACCCUUAAAAGUGUCAUGGCCAACCAUGGCCAGUGCAUGCUCCCUUGUUCUCUCCGCCACUGCAAAGAAGACCUCAUCACCAUCCUCCACGCCUUCCAGCCCAUCAAAAGUGCCAGGCAACACCUUGUCUCCAUGGAUCUUCCUCUAGGCCGAACCUGGAUUGGUUUCAAACUCACUGGAAUAACCGAAGUGAAUACAUAGGGGCAUACGAUUGGGCUCCGAUGCAUGUGACUUCGGAGGUGAGACCCGAUAAGAAACCAGAUUACAAAUCGAAUAUGUUUGCUCCUGGACAUCUGGGUCGAUGUUACAUGCGGUUGGGUGAGAAGAUCUGAGUUCUUAAUAGGACGGAUAUGUGGAGGAUUAGGUUUCCUUUCAAUGUACAGGUCAGGGCUCGGAGUUGAGCGAUUGCGAUGGAGAUAUCAGGAAGGUAGGGGUAACGACGGAGGACAAAUAGGGGGCAGCGGAGGAGAAGAAGUAGGGGCUAGCAGCGGCGGAGAUGAGGUAAAGUGAGAAGGAGCAGUGGAGGAGAUGAAUCACAGGAUCGGUAGGGGAGGGAAGGAGAUAAUGUAGAGUGAGAAGGAGAAAAAUGUAGAAGGUAUUAAUGGCAUAGGAAAGCCAACCGACG